UUAGGAAAAGAGGCACUUGUGAAAUAUAAGGUGAAUAUAAACUGGACAAAUGAAUAUAGGCUUGAGAAACCCAUUUACCUCCCUUUUAAAAAAAUACAUUGUAUAUGUAGCCAAUGUAGGCCAUCAUGUUGUUCGUUUUAUUGCAUGCAGGCAUGUGGAUUCCAAAGUUCGUCGAUCUGAGUGCGUGAAUGGCUCUUUGAACCCUGUACAGUACGUGAGUUGAAUUGCACACCUAAAUUUUCCGCAUUUCGUGUUCUGUAUACCUCACUACACAAAGUUGAAAUAAUAAUGUGAGAGAUUUAGUCCAUAUAAUCAUUACAUGUACCAUCAUUCUUAACUAGCCGGACCAGUACAAACAAAUCAAUGUUUCGCUCGACAGUACAGGCAUUGCUUGCAAGAAGCUCCAUAAGCACGUGGAGAUUUACACUCGGUGCUAGUAGAUCAACAAACAUUGGACUACUAUGCCAGCGGAAACAAGGUCUUGCAAUGUCAGCAAAUCGCCAAUCCCAGCAACCUCGGGUCGUGGUGGUCACCGGCUGCUCAUCAGGCAUCGGGCUAGCCACGGCCAAUCUCCUGGCCAAGGACCGUGAAAAGAGGUUCAUCGUCUACGGAUCCAUUCUCGGCUCGCUCGACGAGGAGCAGACGUUCCGUGAAACAGCAGGGAACGCCCUCAACGAUACCCUCUUUCCUGUCCGACUUGAUGUCACAAAGGAUGAAGACGUCGAGGCGGCAGUUGCCAUGGUGAUGGAGAAACAAGGGCGCAUCGAUAUCCUAGUGAACAACGCCGGAAUCUGUACGAAGAAAACUUUGGAGACGAUCAGCAUGAGCGACAUUCGUCGGCUCUAUGACAUCAACCUGUUCGGCUAUCUUCGGAUGAUGAGAGCGGUCCUGCCGAUCAUGAAGAAACAGGAAUCAGGAAGGAUCAUCAAUAUGUCAAGUAGAAAUGGAAUUGAAGGAGCUCCGUAUCUUAAUAUCUACACUUCAUCCAAAUUCGCCGUUGAAGGGUUAUGCGAGGAGACGGCAGUAAUUGGACGAUUUUUCAAUAUAUGGGUCAGUUUAAUUCAGCCGGGCGCCGUCAGCACACCCAUUUAUGAAACCAUGCGGUCAAGCGGUCUCGGUGGUUUGGGAUCAAAGAGCAUUUCAGAUAACCCAGAUGUGCACGAGAUUGAUCGCAAGUUGAGCAUGUACCGCGACCACGACUUGGAGUGGUCCAAAUGCCCCUCGAUCACGGCUGAGGAUGUCGCGCACGUGAUCCUUCGCGCUGCCACCGACGUCAAGCCGCACUUCCGAUACCAGCCUCAAGAGGCCGUCGCGGCACUGGCGGAGCGAAAGUACCGGGAUCCUACCGGGGAUGAGUUUAUUGAUUACUCGGCCGAUAGAUUGAGACCAUUUUAUGGUAAGGCUGGAGAUAAGUAAGACUCAUUGCCAGUUUAUUACAAGAUUAUUCUGUAAGGUUCUUUUAAGUCUUCGUCUUUAAAUUUAAAUGAACACGAAAAAGAUUCAAUUGUGAAGUACCACAUACGUAACCUGUGUAGGGUGAGGCGGUUUAUCAGUAAGUCAUCAUGCCACGCUGUGGCGAGGGCUCUUGUCAUUUCCAGACUAGACUACUGAAUGUUCUCAGUCAGAGGGUUCUUGAUUGUCUUCAGAGACUCCAAAACUCAGCGACAAGGCUUGUCUUUUCUGCUCCUCUUCGGACUCACAUACAACCUCUACGACUUGAACUUCAUUGGCUUCCUGUACGACAGACUCGUCUACACGUCUCUCACCAACGGUGUUCCCAGUACACAACCGGGUACACAGCUGGCCAGUAGCGAACGCAGGAUUUUU
This is a messenger RNA of Strongylocentrotus purpuratus (purple sea urchin), 1827 nucleotides long. Its product is annotated as retinol dehydrogenase 8-like. Bases 364 to 1416 code for a protein of 350 amino acids. Gene Ontology annotation, molecular function: oxidoreductase activity. Lineage: Eukaryota; Metazoa; Echinodermata; Echinoidea; Camarodonta; Strongylocentrotidae. The record is from RefSeq and is a predicted model, not a curated record. The transcript has 6 exons.